Messenger RNA from Acromyrmex echinatior (Panamanian leafcutter ant), 1459 nucleotides. RefSeq names its product malectin. Gene Ontology annotation, molecular function: carbohydrate binding. Gene Ontology annotation, cellular component: membrane. The record is from RefSeq and is a predicted model, not a curated record. NCBI's taxonomy places the organism in Eukaryota, Metazoa, Arthropoda, Insecta, Hymenoptera, Formicidae.
AAGUCAGCGAUCUAACCGGGUAACGUUGCGAUAUUUCAGGCCGCACAGCUGGACUACAAUAUUUUUUCCGUUAGCGGGAUAGUGUGACGUGCCAUGUGGGUUCGGUUACGUACGAUAUAAGAUCAGUCUUAUUCGUUCUUCCAUGCGAGUCCACGCGAUCCCGGACACGAAGUGUGCCGGACGACAACAUCAGCAACCCGCUGGACAACAAGCAGAAUCCGUAGGACGAGUUAUGAGUACACAGCUGUUCCGGUGAAUGGGUCAAAUCUCAUCUUAAAGUCGCGAAUGCAUAACAGCUCUAAGAAUGUGGUUGCCAACGGGGAACGAUGACCUCCCGAUCUUCUUGCUGUUUCUGCUCGGUGUACUUGCCUCUCGGUCGUACUGCCUUGAGGUGAUAUACGCGAUUAACGCAGGUGGCGAGGCGCACACGGAUAGUUAUGGGAUACAUUUUGCCAGGGAUCCUCUCAUGGGGAAAGUCGGCACGGCCUCCGAUUAUGGUAAGCAGCUUAUCAUCGGGCGCAUCGGCAACGUGGACCAGAUAUUAUACCAAACCGAGCGUUAUCAUCACAACACCUUUGGAUAUGACAUCCCAAUCAGCCAGGAUGGGAAUUACGUUAUGAUACUUAAGUUUUGCGAGGUGUACUUCAACUCGCCAAACAUGAAGGUCUUUGACGUGGUGCUGAAUGGCGAUCAUACUGUGGUCACCGAUUUAGACAUCUUUGAGAGGGUUGGUCGAGGUGUUGCACAUGACGAAUAUGUACCGUUUAGGGUACAGGGUGGAAAGUUGAUAUACAAUGAUGAAGAAUCAGACAUUCUUGCAGGGAAGAUAAGAGUAGAAUUUAUAAAGGGUUAUAGAGACAAUCCAAAAAUAAAUGCUAUAGCUGUUGUGAAAGGUGUUUUGGAUGAUGUACCACAAUUGGGACCGAUACCGCCUGAUCCAGAGGAUUAUCACGGUAUGCAAGAAGAGGAGGAAGAAACUACUAUGCGUAGUAGACACACGAGCGGGCCCAGGACACCUGAUCCGUACUUGAUAGACGAUUCGUCUGUAAUGUUACCUGUUUUUGUAGCCAUCGGCGCUUUUAUUCCAUUAUUGUUUUGUUUAUGUAAAUUAUAAGUGGACACACACGUACAUAGAAAUGCCUUGUACUUAACGGUAACAGUGUUCCCAAUUAUUUAGGCUUGCUCAAUCUACAAGAGGAUGUCUAAAUAGUGUAAAUAAAUAAGUAAUCAGUUAUCUAAGCUCCUUUUUGCAUUGCUAGACUUAGCAUGUGAGAAUAUUUAUUUUUAAUUUAUAAAUAUAGUAUUACGUGAAAUGUGUUCCUCACGUUUAUCUAAUUAUAGAUUUUUGAAGUAUUUUAUAAUAGGAACAUUGUUUUUUCGAUAAAAAUUGAUAUAAUUUUUUCAUAACUUCUAAGUAUUUACUAAGCAAUUUCACAAUUAGAGAGAGAGAGAGAGAGAG